AUGCCAGGUAAAAAAUCAUACAAGUGCUUCCUUUGUCCUCGCAUAACAAAAAGGACUGACAGAUUUGCCAUAUCCAAAAGUCACAGACUUGUUGUUAAGAGAAUUUCAGGACGAACACCAAGUGAUGGGGAUUUUCUCUGCAACAAGUGUCGUCAUGUGUGCAAGUCAUAUGUUAAGGGAUCUGAGAAAGCAAAGAAAAAAGUGCAGGCAUGUUAUUCUUCUACAUGUACUCCUCAGCCAUCUGUAACACCUGUUAGCCCACCUUCAGUGCAGCUGCCAUUCCCUAGUUCAGCUAGAGGACACUCCUCCUGUUGCAUCUGCAAGAGGCCUGGACCAAAACUCAUUGUUCUUCCAGUGGAUAUCAGACACCAGAUAUUUAUAUCCAAGGAAAUCAUUAUUCCAGCUGGUGCCAGGUGUUGUCCAAACCAUCUCCAUGGAAAUAUUGGGGAUCUUGAACCCACAGCUGAUACAAGUCCAAACCAUCUCCAUGGAAAUAUUGGGGAUCUUGAACCCACAGCUGAUACAACAACAGUGAAUAAAUCAACAAUCACCCAACUGAUCAAGUUUUUAAGGUCAGAAAUUCAAAGGCAAGAGAAAACAAGACUUGAUUUUAACAGCGAAAAAACUCUCAGUGAUGCCGAGUACCGUGAUCUCAUGGGAAUUUCCAAGGACUCUUUCAAAGAUCUUCUGCUCUUCGUGGAGGGAAAAGUUCGGCCUACUCCAACAAGAUCUGUACGGACUAGCUUAGCUAUUUUCCUGAUGAAAUUAAGGGGAGGUGAAUCAAACAGAGUACUUUCAACCCUUUUCAAUGUAUCUAAGUCCAGUAUUCGAAGAUGCAUUAGUUCUGUACGCGCAGUCCUUUCCGGAAGAGUUGUCCAUGAAAACCUGGGUUUCCAGCACAUCUCACGUGCAGAGAUUAUACAGCACCAUACAAGACAGUUAGCUCAAACUCUGUUCGAAACCAGCCCAGGCAAUCAAGCAAUUUUGGUAAUGGACGGUACCUACAUCUACAUUAACAAAAGUGGAAACUUUCAAUUCCAAAGGCAAUCAUAUAGUGUGCACAAGGGACGUCCUUUGGUAAAGCCAUUGAUAAUUGUUUCAACGACUGGCUACUACUUAUCAGUUAUGGGCCCCUACCUUGCAAGAAACAAUGACGCAAGUAUCCUAAAGCACGUCAUGAAGUCCAACAUAGAGGACAUUUGCAACUGGGUGGAGAAAGAUGAUAUUUUCGUCGUUGAUCGGGGGUUUCGAGACUCGCUGGAUUUUUUGGAAGAGCUUGGGAUCCAAGCCCACAUGCCUUCUUUUAUGUCCAAAGGAGAGAAACAGAUGACAACAGAGAGUGCCAAUACAAGUCGUCUUGUUACAAAGAUAAGGUGGGUUGUGGAAUCCGCGAACUCCCGGAUCAAGCAAUGGAAAUACCUUCAGCAUGUAUUGCCAACAAGUCAGAUUCCAUACAUAGGGGAUUUCAUAAGGAUUGUCUGUGCUAUUUGCAAUAGAUACAUGAAACCCCUUUCUAACGGAAGUGCUACUGAGGAUGAGUCCCUUGGAUGCAAGAUGCUUUUUCUAUCCAAGCAAGUCAACGCCUUACAACAAUAUGUGGAGGAACAUCACCUAGAUCGGCGCUCUGUGUGUUGGGAACCAGUAGAUGAUCUAAAAGGCUUUCCGUAUCUUGAUGAAGAGCAGCUUCGAAAUCUCACUUGUGGGAUAUACCAGCUUCGACUCUCACCUAGUUAUGCACAGGAACACUUGGAAGGCAACUGCCAGAUACAUGUCCAUAAAGAGGAGCCGGGUCUUGUCAGGGUACGAGCCGGGGCAAGAGUUGUGGGGAUGUGUUCCCACAUUGCAGCCAUUUUAUGGUUUUUGGGAAAUGCGAGGCACAGGAUCUUAAGUGGAUUUGGAGUUCAAAACUGGGGAGACUUUGUUUACGAUGCAAACAACAUUCCAACUCCAGUUGAUGAAAGUGAGUCCUCUGAGGGAGAACUUAGCUGGACGGAAGAAUGA
Messenger RNA from Magallana angulata, 2001 nucleotides. RefSeq lists its product as uncharacterized. Bases 1 to 2001 code for a protein of 666 amino acids. The record is from RefSeq and is a predicted model, not a curated record. NCBI's taxonomy places the organism in Eukaryota, Metazoa, Mollusca, Bivalvia, Ostreida, Ostreidae. The transcript has 5 exons.